This is a messenger RNA of Xyrichtys novacula (pearly razorfish), 24723 nucleotides long. Lineage: Eukaryota; Metazoa; Chordata; Actinopteri; Labriformes; Labridae. The record is from the annotation of a GenBank genome assembly.
ACUUGACGAGACGUGGUUGCUUCUUCCCCGGGAAGAGAAGCGUUUCAACUAAGCUCACCGCCAAAGCUGCACGGAUUGUUGCGCAGAGAUAUUUGUCUACUCUGUUUCAUUUCAAUGUUCAGUAGCUCUGGACUGACUCUGGGUAUCAGGAAAUUCUUAACUAUCUGUUAAAUCUGGACUCGCGGUCCUCAAUGUUUGAACUGAACGGACGCUAACGGGAGCUAGCUCAUUGGUCCGUCGAUACAGUUGUGUGAAGUCUGUUAGUUUUCAUUUUGCAGGAAGAAAAAUGCCUCAGCAGCAGAGGACAAGCUGGAUCCUGACAUGCGCCACAGUCGCUUGUAUCACCGCUCUGUAUGUGCCCUGCGUUCAGAAGACUGUUCCCGGUGGAGACUCAGGUUGGUGUUAGCUCGUGAGCUAAAGCUCGUCUUCUGGUCACGUGGCUUUGUUGUGUUUCAGGUCAGCCAAUCGUGCAGCGCCUUUUUCCUCACGCUGCAGCAGCUCGAGGGUUACUUCUCCAAGUGUUGAAGGCACAGGUGCAUAAAAUUAAAACUAGAAUUAAAACAACGUUGAAGAACUUUCAGCAUUGAGACAUUUUUAUACAUACAGGGUUCAUUUUUAUGGCUUUAAAGUCUGUAAAUACACCGAAUCCAUUUAAGCAAAUGCCUCCUGAAUAGUUAUCUUGGAUUAGCAGAAGAUUUAUAUAUUUUUCCAUAUCUAUCUAUCAGUAUAAUGAUAAAACGGACCACCGUGGUGCUAUGACAGUACAGCUUGUUAAAUCCCCUGUUUUUUAUCGUCUGCUUUUUUUGGGAAAAAAAUGUUGUAGCCUCUUUUUAAAUUAUGAAUUAUUGUCCUCUUUGGUCAGAUUUUCCUGUACCAGUGGAGUAUUUCACGCUCUUUUUUUCUAUCCUAACAAGUUUUAAAAUGUUUGCCAAGCCCAUUUACGCUGACUGCAGUGCAUUUUAUAAGAUUGUUAUGAAAACAAUGCUUCGAAGAGAGAGUAUGAAAGAGUCACCCCCUGGCUCCAGGAUUAAAGUAGACGUUACCAAAUGAACAUGAAGUGUUAUUGUAAUUAUCUCCUGUCUGGUCUGACCCUUAUUUCAGCCACAUGCACAGAGAUUAAAUUGUUGUCACGUAGGUUAUAAUGAGUAUUUGGCCUAUUUAAAUAUAUAUGAACCUUAAAAUUGUUUGCAGUAUUGUACUCUCCUGAUUUGUUAUGAAAAAAUUGCCGUUUUAAGUUGUUGACUUCUACAAUAAUAUGGGCUGCCUAAUUUGCACAGUAUAUGUACAGACAUAAUUUAAUUUGUUCAGUCAGCUAUGUUGUAGGGCAACAUGUUUUCCAACAUACUUGAUAUGCAGUUUAUGAAGGACUGCCUUGCACAAUUACAAACAGUGUUUCAAAGUGAUAGCUAGGUUACAAACUUGUAAAUGUGGACUUUAGGGCAUGAAGGCUCUGCUUGUUAGCUUUGCACUGCUCUGGCAUACAAGCUGCUGUGCAGGGGAAAUGCACAUUUAACAAAAUGCGAGCGUAUGAAAAGCUUGUCCAGAUAUGAGCGAGAAGAGACGAGGUGAGAGCAGGCAAUUGGAGUAGCUGAGUAGCCCUGCUGGUUGUGCUGCUGCCGAGCGAACGCAGGCCUUUGAAAAAAUGGCCAGCCCCUUCUCCACAGUGUUUAGGGACGGUGCAGGAUGCCCGCUCUGAUAGUGCCAGCUGAACACCCCUCUGAAUUCUCCAGGUCUCCGUCUCUGUGUCCUAAUCUCUUUAGGUGUGAUGUGCCCUGGAGAGGCUUGAGCACAGCCCCGCGGGUACGCUGUUGUCUAGGAAUGUGGAGUGUGGAAAUGAUGGGGAUUAUGGGAAGACUGGUGUGGGUGCCCAUGCUCCACUAUCACAAAGAGUCUUGGCACCCGUACCGCUACCCCGUUGAGUCAAUAUUUUCCUUUUUUAGCAUUGGGGCUGUAGAACUGCAUCUCUGUAGCACUCAGAUGUAUGUUUUGGCUCAAUAUUAGUUUGAGUUUUCCUCUGUUGAAUGGUGUAAAAGUGUGCUGCUACUGAGGGGAAAUGAGUGAAAUUGAGAAAGCGAUGAGGGCUGAGAAAGUGUGAUGUAAAAUGAUGGCAGGUAGCUGGCGGCUCAUGCCAGGUGAAAUGGAGCUGUGAAAACAUUUAAGCUGUGCAGGUGGAGGAGUUCUGACUUCAUGGUCCAUUAGACUGAUAAGAGUUAGGGCUCCUCAUGUGGCAGAAAUUUAGGCAUAAUAAUUCACUGUAUCGGCAAGGUUGCAGAAUAUGUGAUGCAGCCAAUGCCAUCUGAAAUUCAGCCGUUCUGUUCUAUAAUUGUUGGGGCUCAAUCUGGGCCCAUGUUGUUACUCUGAAAACGUUUAUUUUGAGUUCUAAAUCUGUUUUGAGCACUCAAAGAUGCUCCGAUUGAAAAUAACUGACUAUAUUCUGCUUCUGCAAAGUGUUAGGUUGAAAAAUGUUGAGCCUUUCAUUUGUUGUUCCCUCAGUCCUGUGUCCAAAUUGACCAUGAAAUCAAAUAUAUUCAGUGAAUGAGGGUCAGUAGACUGCUUUCUUUCUCAUCUGUGAUAGAGAAAACAAGGACACUGUUUUAAUUAUAUUGACUACCCAUCUAGUACCAGUAGAGGGAGCUGUCCUGGCCCCAAACAUUUAUCAAUGUCAUUUAAUCUGAACCAAAUUUCAAUUUUCAUGAGUGGGAGAUGCAAACAUUGGGUGAGAAAUCAGUCUAAUUUGAAACGCUCUAGGUGUAUUCUGGCACAAAUGGGUUUGUGCCCAGAUACAUUAAAGCUUCCUCAAAUAGCUUUUAGGGGUUUUCUUUUCACUUUGUGCUGCGCCUCACACAGAGCUUGUCAAAAAAUUGUGCAACCGACUCUUAUUUUUUAAAGCUUACCUCAUUCUGUGACUGUCACCAACGUUGCCUUUCUGUUUGUGCCCAACGGACUAAAGGAGACAUUGAGACACUGGGAGUGUGGGAGCAACAGAGAGGCACGUAGAGCGGUAGAAGAAAGGGGAAAGGAAAGGACCCUGAUGCAUUAGGGAGGAUGGGACUGAAAGCAUUAUUCUCAGAUCAGCAUAUGUGUGUCUUUGUGUGACAGAGAGGGAGUCUAAUGGUUUGUGUGUGUGUGUUUAUAUCUGUGUGCUGGAGAGAGAGAGAGAGAGGGAGGGAGGGAGGCAUCAGGGGAGAAGCGAGAGAUGAAGAGAAUGAGCGUGCCGCUUAGGAAAUGUCACACUGGGAAGAUUUGUAGGUUUUGAUCCUGGCAAAUUAAUGCAAAACCCCAGUGCAAGUAUUUGAUUUGGGAAAACUUUGGGAGCAGACUUGUCUCUUAAUAAUAAUUAUUGGGUUUACAUUAAUUUCCUCCCCUAUUCUCUUCCACAGGAGAGCUGAUCACCACUGCUUGUGAGCUGGGGGUAAGUAUUAGCUGUAUUGUUUAAUCAAUUCACUCAUUAACUCUUAUAAGCAUUAAGGAAGUUUAAUUAAGCAUGGGCAGAAAGCAGAUUAAUUUACUUUCAGUCCACAGGUUUUUCCCCUUCUUUUCUAUACACUUAUUUUACUAAGUUGCAAGUAGAGAAUGCUAUAAUUUGCAACCCGUUUUUCAAAUCCAAUUAAAGUCAAUGGUAAGGCGAUGGCUUUUGUAGGCUUUGCCUUAUGUACGGUAUAAGGCUUAUUAUAUCCACCCCUCUUUUUUGUGUGUGUGUAAGCCGCGAAGAAUGAACUAAAUCGGGUUAACAGUUAUAAUAAGUUUUAUUAUUUAAUAAAGUUUAUUACGCCGCUGUGAUCCUUUUAGGGAGGCUGUGUCGGUGUCACUAUGCCAGUAAUCCUGCCGUUAGUGCUGCAGUCCGUGUGGCCUGCCUGUCUGCUUUUCAGGCCUCCCCAGGGCCUCACAGGCCGUCCCCGGGCCCCAAGCCGCUGGCCCCCCUUUCUGAUCCCCAGAGCUCCAGAAUUCUGCCUCCCCAUGCUCCCUGUUGCCUCUGUCCCUCAGCUGCCCUUUGCUGUGUGACUGUCGACUCCUGUUGGCCACACACUCUCUUAACUGAUGCUCCUUAAGACGUCAACACUUUUCAAGCUGUCUGCAGAGUUGGAAUCUUUUUUUAGCAGAACUUGUUCCCUACUACUCCAUGACUUCUCCUGACCCACAUCCUCUUUCUGUGAUUCAUUCCUCUGUUCUGGGUCAAGCUUUUUUGUAUGAAUUCAAAACCUUUGCUGUGUCUGAGGUGACCGGUGAUGCAGCCGCCUCUGUCACCUCUCACAGCUCUGUGUUCAUCAGAGGAGCUGCCCUCUUCUCUUCGCCUGCAUGGCUCAUGUUAUCAGGGCCAGCGAAUGAGUCUGUGUUUAAUGACUGAGCCCUUAUCUGGGUGGAGGAGACUUAGUAGCUAAUUGCUGUGAUUGCUUAGAUCCCCCAGGCGAGAAUGACUGCGGCUCGGAGGUGGUUUGGGGGCUGCGGCUGGCGAGCACCACGUGCUCCAGCAAGGGGCUCUAGGGAGCGGUACUGUCCUUGGGAAGAGGCCAGAAGAAAAGAAGUAAGAAGAGGGAGGAAGAGGGGGGUGAGGGAGAAGAGAGGGAGUCAGUUUGCGGUCAUGGCAGGCAGUAUACAUUUUCCUCUUCUCUAUAGUUGAAAAUAUACGGCAUACCUUUACUUGAAUCUAUAUGGUGAGGGGCUAAUUUCCCCACAAUAUGCCUUGCCCAAGAAAAACAACCCUUGUAUUUUUCUCUUUUGAACCGUCUGUACAUUCUUGAUAGAUGUCAUCUAUAUUUGUCCUCCCAUUUUUAUUCAUUCUUUCAUUCUUCUUUUACAUUCUCAAAACAAAGUUCAGCAUCUGUUUUUUUUUUUCAACAAAUUGUGCUGAUGUGAAUGAAAACUUGAAUUAUCAAUCCAAGUUAUUUCUUAUUGCAUCUCUGGAUGUGUAUUCUACUCUCUCUUCUGUCCCUUCGAGUUCAGGUGGCCCAUCCUCCAGGUUACCCUGUCUUCACUUUACUGGCUCGUCUGGCGAUCUAUCUCCUACCCUCCCUGUCUCCAGCCCACAGUGUUAACCUUAUGAGCAGUCUGCUGGGGGCUGCUGCCAGUGGAGCCCUCUGUAUUUCUGUCUGCAGGUAAGCAUGUAAAGAACAAGCUCUUGCAUCAUAUCCCUCCUCAUUUUGUUGAUGUAUUUUAAUCAUUUAGAUUUAACCAUAGAGGACUCGUUAAUAUUUCUAAAAUGUAAAAAGAAAUUUUUUCUCCAAAGCAAAUAAUCUGGCAAUGUAUAUAGUAAAAGUUCUUAGAGGGGAAAAAAACUUUUUUUUUCUUUCAUGUAGGAGGACUUUCAACAUUCCCUCACUGACUUUUUGCAUCUCAAUGCUGUCUGGAGCACAGAGUGGUAUUUUUGGGUCCUGUCAGACUGGCAGUGUCGCCCCUGAUCCUCUGUUCAGUAUUCAGGAGCAGAGCCCAGCCGCCCUCCUCCCUCCCUCCACCCUGCCCUGCCUGUUUACCCAUCAGCCACCCGUUGUGAGUGUGCGUGUGUAUGUAUAUCACAAUUAUCGCGCCCUCCAGCCCCCACUCGCCGUCCGUGUCCCCCUCCCCGCCACCAACACUGCUGCCCAGCAUGUUCCCAAUCCUGACAUGGCACGAUUUCUUAUCUAUCCUUUCUUGCCUCCUGUGCCUGAGAGGGACACAAUCACUACCUCUGCUCCUCCUGCUUCUCUUUCUUCAACCAUCGCUCCUCUCAUUCAAUCAGGAGUUUAGUUUACGUUCUCUUUUUUUCAUCUGCUGCUGACCCCGUCAGAGAGGAAGUAUCCCCUCACCCCACCCCCCUCUUUGUGUGUGAUAUCAUCCUGGAAUACAUAUAUCACCUUUCUGCUGAUUUAAGGUAUUUCCCACAUUGCAUUGUUGGUGGCAGCUUAGUGUCGACAUUUUUCCUUUUUGUCGGUGUUUAUGCAUACUGGAGCAUUUCCAGGUAUGCCAUAUAUUCCACAGAUUAGAAAUUGUUGAAUGUGAUGUAAUUCCUUCCCCCUGUACAGCCCAGUUACAGGGGUUGGGGUGCAGUGACAGUGGGGUGAGAGCAGGAACGACUCGAGUUGUAUGUAUUCCCAGGUGCCCAGUACCAGGUCUACUUCCUAUAGACCUGGCCACUGUUUGCCAGGUGGCAGGUGGUCUGGAGCAGGUCAGGGUACAGGGUCAGCUCUGAUGCACAAGGGCAGGCAGGAGGAAGUGCUCCUCAGGGGACUGGAUCUCAGCCCAGACUGCAUCAGCCUUAGACCAGAAGCCGUACUGCUUCUGAGAGGUGAAUGAAAACCCUGCCUAGGACUAGACGUGACAUAAAAAGGAGGACAGAAAGAACAGGUUGGAACCCCAUGCCUCUUAAGUCUUAAUACAUUUGACGAGUUCAUCAUUCAGUUGGCCAGACAGUUGCAGACGGUUACUCAGAGGCCAGAAAAUAUCCAUGCAGUCUGGGCAAUAUUUGGCUCUAAGUGUGCAUGUUAACUGCAGCCCUGUUUGUAAUCUCUGCGGAUUUAGAUCCAAUUUUGGAUUAUGGUCAAGUAAAAAGUCAUUAUGAGGACCUCCAAACCCCCAACAAGGGAUGAUGGGUAGUGAGGACUCCAGCCAGAGCACACAGUCACACCAUAUAAGCUCUUAAGUAUGAACAUAUAAUCUACGCUUUCAAUUUGAAAAAUAAGCAUAAAAGGUUUUAGUCAUUAUCUGCUCGGGGUUUUAGCUUUUGGUUGUGGGUCAGCUGGCACACGCUUCCCGGUGAGGGGUUAGCGUAGAGGGCAAAAGAUGAGGAGGGUGGAGAGUGUCCUUUGGUUUUCUGGAUGAUCGGGACCCCCCCUAUCAGGCCUAGCAUGGGUGCCUUGAACAUACCAAAAGAACAGGCAUAGAUGUCCCGCCAUAUCACUGCAGGGGGCUAGACCUCUCCCUCAGAUGAGAUGCCAGGACUGACCAGAACACCUGCUCUCUCACGCAGCAACACCAGAUUGAUAUGUCUGAUAUCAAAACCAUUCAAGACAAAAUGUUUUAGUCCACUCGUUGAGGGACGAAACCCAUUUCCUCUUUUUAUUUUUAGCUUUGCGUCGGCUGUGCGAAGAAGACUUUUCCCCUUGCUGCUUUGUGUGAUCAUUUUCAGAUGGUAAAUAUAUUGCAGUUAAUGCAGAUACUUGAAGGCACUUUCUCUCAAAUAUUAAAUUGUAAGACCUUGAAAUUCAUCUGGAGUAUACCCAACAUGGCAAGCCUUUGAUGUAUCAAUUUAAAUUAGUCGGCCAGAUUGCCGUGUUUAAUGUGGGGGAAUGUAAGUUGAUAGGCUUGGAAGCCACUUCUCUCCCUUGCAUAAGUUAAAAUGCAGCACUUAGCCUCCCUUUGAUUUGUCAAUUACAGUUCUCUUGGCUUGAUCAUUCAGUUUGAUGGCCAAAUUGCACGUCUUGUUAUGUUUUCACACCAUGGCCUGACAAGUCUUUGAGGAUGGUGGACGUAAUGAUAAUUACCAUCAAUUGCACUCUGAGGUUCACAGACGGGGAGACAUUUGGCCUGUUGAAUGCUAAAGGCCUGUGCUGCGAGUCUCCAGAGGAAUGCACCCUUCAUAGCGGGAUUAUCCAGACAGCUCGGUAUUCUGUGCUCUCUCGUUUCACAGUUUAUCUGCUAAAGCUGCUCUGAAUCUCUGCUACCUGCGAGGAAUCUCUCCCUCCAUUCCCGAGCUUAUCCCGAGAAACCAGAAGCAGACACGGCAGCCUGCUGACAGCCAUCAGAGCAGAAAAACAACCCUGAAUGCUCAGUCAUCAGCACUUUUUUGUUUGAUCGCAUGAUUACAUAACAAGACUGUUGAAGCACACCGAACGUGUCUGGGCCCCCUUGUCACUGGAAGUGGUUGUAUUAAAGCGCACACCUUCAAGAUGCUCCCCACUAAGAUCUGGCCCUUGUUGCACAGCUGAUACCUCAGAGGACCUGAGGGUGGGCGCUGUGCCAUCCCCAGCUCCUUAUAAGGACUUUCACCAUAUGGUCCUGAUGGUGCUUUUCCCUCCUCGCUCAGGUGGGUUGUUUUUCCACUCAGGGGGGGUUGCGUGUAUCUUGUUGGGGGUCAUGUCAGGUGUGUGGGUUUUGUUGUUUUGCAGCCAUUUGUGCAGUUUUAUUCUUUUCGAGACAUCCUGAGCGUGAGGAGGUGUUGUGGAAACAGCUGAAUUGAGUUGUUUUGUUGGAUGAUGUCCUCACCACUCCCUGCAGGUGGCAGGUCUGCCCCUCCCUCUCACAUCUGCUGUGGUUGGAUAAAAUUUUCAAGAGGCUUCAGAGAAGACAGCCAUUUCUGUUCCUCUCUACAAGGGAGAACAAUUUCAGGUUUGAUUAUUCAAAAGGCCUCAAUCUGUAGACCUUUUGUUCAUUUUUUGCAGUAUCUCAUCCGUCAUAUUGUAGUCCAACAGACCUCCUUUACUCCCACCCAUCCUCAGCAUGACCAAUAGUUCCCCCAGGACUCAUCCUCUAAUACAGUUAAACAGAUGUCUAAUGAAGAUGUUAUUUCCUCAUUACUGGCUAUGGGAUGGGGAUAGAGCGGGGGAGGGAGGAGGGCGAGAUAGACAGCAGAAUACAGUAGCAGUUUAAUAUUCCUCUCGCCCGUGGGCCUGAGAUUGUGUCUGCCUCGGACGUCAAUAUUACAUUCCUCACCCACCACAGGCGGUCUUAAUAAGGCACCAGGCACGGAGACGGAUCAGACUCGGCAAUUACAAUUCACCCAGAAUUAGUUAAUGGAAUCUAUACAGCAACAUUUAUGUAUCACUGGUGUGUGCCUAAUGACUUUGUUGGAAAAGGCAGCAAUAAAAAAUGGCAUUCAGAGAAUUGCAUAAACACAGGAUUUUUCUAAAUUGUUUUUUUUACUCCUCUUCCUGUAAUUUUUGUGUGUUGGGUGGAGAUUAAGAUGGCAUUCUGGGAGAAAUUGUCAUGUCAGUGGCUGCAUUGUUUGAGCGGAAUUGUGGUGAUUAAUUUUACACGCACUUGGAGCACUGCAGCACUCUCCUGGAGGAGGGGUUUCUGAGCGGCAGAGCCGGGACCCUUAUUUACCCUCCUCUCUGUUUGAGCAGACAGACUUCUGUUCGCGCACCGGAGGAGGCAGGGAGGACCGAGAAAUAAAUGGUUUGGUGACUGGCUGAAAAUUGGGUUGUGACAUCCAGGAUUUAUAUCUGGUACUGUCAGUAACAGAAAAAGGAAGAGGGCUGAACUUAAAGAAUCAAGUGAUAAAAAAAGGUGACAAAUGUUCCCAAUAUAAAAAUGUCUCAACCACAUUGUGCAGUUUAGCCCAUUAAACUUGAUUGGCAGCUUAUCACACACAAGCUCUUUCCAAAUGAGUUCACACAAUGCUGACUAAGACUGUAAAUACCAGGUUAAUUUGUCUUUGUCAGGCUGUAAACACAGCCUUUGUAUAUGAUGCCACAAAGACACACCUGUAAUGACAUGUUUUACUCCACCUAACAGUGACUUCUUUGCUUAAGCUGGGAGUGAGGAGGGGAACUGAACAACAAUAUCAGUGGGGAGGAAAUCCAGAGUGUGACACUCACUGAAACCUUAUCAAAGUUCUUUUAAGACAGUGCUUCACAUUCACAAAAAAUGUUUUCAUAAGCUGACAAAUACAUUUACAAUGAUGUAUCACCACAAUCUGGUCAACUAGCAGCACAAGGCAAUAUUAAAUUACUGUUUUAAUUUUCAAUAUAGUUUUUCACCCUCUCAUACAUAUUCAUAAUAUCAUUUUCAAGGCUUAGGUAUGUGCAUCAGUCACUGCUUGGUCUUGAAAUGUCAAAGCAUUGGAUCUGACACUUAACACUGUCAUAUAAUAGCUACUUAGUACCCUGCCUGCUACCCUGGCCAGGGGAGAGCCCUGGGGUGUCAUUGAGGGCCAGCUGGAAACCUCCACCUCAGCCCAAGCAGGCCACCUCCUCUCUUGGGCUCUUUACCCUCUUCAGGAAUGUGUGAUUCUUUUCCAGCGACCCCUUCCCAAACCGCCACUCGGUGGUGAGAACAGUGCUCCGCUGAUCCGGGAUGGCACAGCUGUGUUAUUGUCUGUUCCCCCGGGUGGUGUGUGACAGUGGUUCCCUCGGCCAGCUCCCAUUGUGAAGCCUCAAUCAGUGUGCAGAGUGCUGGUGUUGGCUUUUUGUGUGCUGUUAUUUAGCACAGGCGACUGGUGCUGGCACGUCUCUGGCACAUACUGUAGAACUGAGGCAGGUCCCAUUUUGACACUUCAAAGUGAUUUUUUUUUUUUCCUGAGCUUUUGUUGUGUCCUUGAAGGGGACAUUGCUUACCAGAGCCAUUGUCAUUUAUUCCGUUUUAUUUACCUUUGAUCUUCCCUUUGAACCUGAGUUGUUUGCAUUUGCCUGAUUUGUACUACACUCACAAAUUUGUUAUUUUCUCAUUUGACUUUCUAUUUCCAACUUCUUUUUCUUAUUUAAGACUUUACAUGUAAUAUUCGCAGUUUAGUUAAUUACCCAUAUGCUGACACAGACAUUAUGGCGGGGUGGUUCAGUUCAGGGUAGAGCAGCCUCGUUGUCAGCCGAGUUAUUCUCCUGCCACGUCUCAACCAGGCCGUUGUCACUGAGCCACGACACAGAGGCAUCCCGCACUGCAUUGAGCGGCGAUAACAGGGAACACGGCCACUCCAGUGUCAGAAUGUGUCCUGCUUUAUCUGCGUGCUCUGGGAGCAGCCGGCCCAGAGAAUGAGCUCUGGAGUGACUGAGAGGCUGACUGGGACCCAGGUGGUCCCGCGCAGACAGACAGGUCAUUUACAGCCCGCACUGUACACACAUCACUGAGCUCUCGCGGACUGACAAGCUCUAACAGAGAGAUUUGUCAGGCACUCAGGGAGAAUAAAGGAGAGGGGGAACAGGAGUGAGUGGGUAUGUGUGAGUGUUUGAAUGUGUGACGGGUGCUGCCUGGCUAUCAAACGCAGGAACAAACUUGGUGUAAUAGCCCCAGUCUGUGGACCCCCACGACUGUUGUGCACCCUGUGUAACCCCAAAAUCAGACCCCCUGCUUGGUGUAAGAGCUGAGGGUUAAUUGUCAUGCAGGGAGGUAAAAUUAUGGGUGCGGGGGGUCUCAGCACCUCAACAAAAGUCCCCAUCUGCCCCCCCCUCCCCACCACCACCACCCUCCUUCUCCAUCCUCCAACACCCAUCCCAUCCGACUUCAUCCUUUCCUUCAAGUUACAACUAAUUCCUGGAGCGGUGCAGUGAGAAAGAGGCUGCUAUCUCUUAUUAAGACCCACUCCUAGACGCCCCAUCAACACAGUUCACCCCUCCUUCUCUAAAAGUGCGCACACACACACACACGCACACAUGCAUAUUCAUUCACCAAGCUCGCCUUACAGAGAACAGAGAGGAAAAAUAGUGAGGAGAAGCAGAGAGAAAACCCAAGAAAAAAAAGGGGAAGUAGUCAGCAAGCAAGAGUUUUUUUUUCUUUUCUACCAUCCUCUCGCUCUCCCUCUCCUUUUUUUUCCUGAUUUACCGCGCUUUCCUCAGAAAGCUCCAUUGUUCCCCUAGCCUAAGUCUCAUCAGGCCUUUUGUGGCUGACUAUCACAGCGGCAGGCAGAGAGCUGGAAAUGUAUAAAUGGUAUCAUGCCUUGUGAUUAAUGGCGGUGCUUAUGAGUCAGGUCUGAUAACGGGCCUGCUCUCUACUCAAUUUCAGAUACCGUUAAUGGAAUCUGUCUUCUGCGAUUGUAAUGUGAGAGCGCCUAAUUUGCUAUGGAGCUUGAAGCUGUCACCGGCAAGGGAUUGUGGGGUCAUAAGGGACCUGGCAGCCGUUUGGCCUGCAGCUUGUAUCUGCGGUGCUGAAUAGAGCAGCUCUCUGCCUGUCAGUUAGCUGAUAGGCUGAUGAGGACUCUAAGCCACUCCACACAAUGGCGGAAAGGGCCAUACUGCCUGACUUCCCUAAUUGUCGAGCCUGCUCAUAUUUCAGAGCCAGCAUGCCGGGGACUGGGCUGUGUGUGUGUGUUUUUUUUUUUCUUUUCUCUUUUUUCCCCUCUCUCUUCUUGAACUUUUUUCUUCCUUUUCUCUUUAUUUCAUCCUUUAUCCCGCACACUGUCUCACCCCUUUAACGCACAUUUCUCUGCACUAUUUUUCUACUCCCCCCCCCCCCCUUCAUCAUUUGUCGCCUCUCUCUCCCUCUCUCUCCCCCUCUGUCUCUCAUUUUAGUAAGUGGUGGGUCUUAGCGUAUGACAGAUUAUCCCAAGUUUGCUUCAAUUACCGCAAAGGAGAUGGAGACAGUACAGGAGAGGAGGAAGGGGAAACUUUUGUGCACACAUUAUAUUUAAGAAGCUGAGGAUAAUAAAGUGCUAUCUCCACCACGGUGGUUUCAGUGCCGGUCUGCUCCAGAUCAACCGGCUGCUGUGGAAGGACUUCUCCUGAUGAUAUUUGAGUGGCCCAUUUCACUGAGUGUUUUUCUAAGGUCUUGUCCAAGAACCAAACUUUGGUUUGAGGGAAAUUGCUUGGUGUAUUUAAGUGCUAAAUUUUUUAUUUUAUGUGUGCUGCUAACUUUGUUAUUUCGUCACUGAAGUGAAACCUGGGUAAAAAAAAGCACACUUGUAGUUUUGUAUCCUCAAAAAUGGAUUAGAAACAAAAACUUAAACUCGGAGUGGAACAUUUAAAUUCCUUCAGUUUUGUUUUUCGAUAAAUCUUCAUCCCAAAAAGUUUGAUUAAACCUAAUUGUGGGAAAUCAAACUUCUCCCUUUUUCUGCGUAUGAUUUGAACUACACAUGAAGUGUUUUUGAGCAUCCAUCUAACACAGUGCACAGUAAGUGAGACCUCCUCUGCCAUUCUUCAGGUUGGCAGGUCCUGGUCCUGGAGCUGUGCUGGCUGGAGGACUGUUCGCAGUCUCCAGGCUGAGCUGGCAGUGGUCCAUGGUGGCAGAGGUCUUCACCCUCAACAACUUUUUCGUUGGUCUGCUCUUCUUCUUGACCGCCAGCUUCCACUCAGCAGAAUACGCCACAAAAAGGAGGGAGGUAAACCGACCUUCAUGAGGUAGAUAAACAACUCAUGGAGAUCCCUUCAACAUAAGCUCACGCUGCUGUCAUGACAUUCUUGACCUUGUCAGAUGGCACACUGGGGAGCGCUGUUCUGUGGCUUGGGCCUCUGCAACCAGCACACCCUUGUGCUGUAUGUACUGGUCAUCAUUCCCUGGGUCCUUCACAGACUGUAUUCCUUUAGGGUAAGUUCUGGGAUCUUAUGAAUAAUAGCUUUAAAAUCUGUGUGUAGCGACAGAUAAAGAUUACUUAGAUUUUUGACUUGAACAUUUUCAAAGUAAUAUGUGUUGCUGUUUUUUUUUUCCAAACAUAUUGGAAAAUCAUUAGCUUGACUUUUUAGCAGGUUCCUGACAAACUCCAUAAGUGUGUAAUAUUUGCUCAGAUUUGAAUAAAGUCCUUAGUGCUCCAGUGGAACUUGUUGCUGUCCUUUAUACAACGAAGGCAUGUGUCAUAGCGUAUAUUUUAUGGGAGAAAUUGCAUAAUAAAGAACGCCAAAUUGAAGUUUCUCUGAAUAAUUUUUCUGAAUCUUAAUCAGUUUAACAUAAAUUUUAGAGAACAUUCAAAAGUUGAGAACUUCUCUCUCUCUCUGUAUAAUCUCGACAGGAGCUGUCUUUUCGUGUCCUCUUGUCUCUGGGAGCGUGCUUCCUUGCGGGGUUUCUGCCUUACAUCUACCUGCCCGUCUCCUCCUACUUGAACACAGCGCGCUGGAGCUGGGGGGAUCAAACCACCCUGUCAGGCCUGCUGACCCACCUGCUGAGGGCUGAGUAUGGCACCUUCAGUCUGGUAAGUGCUGGGAUACUCUUCUAGAUUAUUUGUCGACGGUGUUAUGAGUUUGUAAAGUUGCUCUGUUGACAUUUGAACAUGUUUUCUGUGUUCUUCUGUGUUUGCAGGCAAAAACAGAGAGCUCUGUUAACCUGACCACAAUGCUGAAGUGAGUGUGUUCGGCCUGUGUCCAAGCUUCUUGCCUGUCUUUUCUGAAACGACUGUGCUCCCAUCACUCACAGUUAACUGUACAGAGUUCCUACGCAAGUAUGGAAAAUAUGGAAAAGUAUGGAAAUAAAUUUGAUCAAUUUUCAGGUCUUAAAAAGUACGGAAAAUGAAAAAUAAAGUUGGAAAAAUAUUUUUGUUUCCAGACUAUUACCACAGUUCUAAGAUACUGUUUUCUAAAAUAGAAAAGUAGUUAUUUCCAAAAAUAAUGCUAAAAAGUAGGGUAUGGAAAUUCCAACUGUGUAGGAACCCUGACUGUAGUUACUGUGUUAAUGGCUUGAUCACAGGUCUCUAAACUCUCAUGACAUCUUUACAUCUUAUGGAAAUGCCAUUACCUUUUUCUUGAAGACUAUAACCAAUAACUGCUGUGCUGGUUUUAUAUAGGAUUGAGUUUCUUAACCAUUUUCAGCACUUUUCAGGUUUUUUUAAGGGUAUGUCUCUAUUUAGAGGUACAGUGGUGGACAGAGAAGAGUGUGAGGAUCAGUGUAACAGCAGCAGCAUCACUGAGUGUGUUGAGCGCUACGGCUGCAGGACAGUGAAGUCAAUGCUCUCUUGUUAUUGUCUGUGCAACUUUGGUGUCAAGUUUCUUCUUGGACAACAUAUUGUGUAAAAUAGAGCUGUGAAAAACAAGAAAAUAGCUUCAGGGAUAUGAAUAGUCGCUGUCAGGCAUGGUUAGGGACAUGCAGGUCAAGGGAUGGAGUACCCAGGUACUUUUUUUUUUUUUUUUUGCGCUGGUUCUGGUGUUUUACACAGGUUUAACCACAGACACUCAGAUCUGUUCUGAGAGCCCACAGUCAUUUGUGCAGCCCGUCCCUCUUUCCCUCUCUUCUUCUCCCAGCAGCUUUUGUUCUUCCCAUUCCACUCUCUCCCAUCAAAGCAGAACUGAACCUGCUUAGAGGGCCAAAUCGCUGUGUUCUGUUUCUCCAGCAGUUUGAAAUGAUCACUCAGCUCUGGUGUUUAAGCGUGACAAGCUGUGAUGACAGACACUGCAAUAGAGCUGGAGAAAUUGUAUUUUUCCACUCCAGCACCACCCCCCACACCCCCACCCCCCACCACCUCCUCUGCCCGAUUCCCUCCCAUACUCCCUUCUGCCACCACCACCACCACCACCACAGCAGUCAUCCCAUUUCUGGUAUCUCUCUCCAGCUGACGGGUUGGGGGUGCAUGUGCGUCUUAAGACCCCCCACUACUGGCCCCCCCUCUGCUAGGCACCCACCCCUUUCCACAACCCCGCUGCUUGAUGGACAAGCACACCUUCAAGAUGGGGAAGAGAGGCGAACAUGACAGGCAUGUCGCACUGGAGACGUAAAACCCGCUGGAGAGGCUGACACACACACCCACAAACUCACGCUUGUGAGCACAUUCACACAUAGUGUACAUUGGGAGAUAUAGAGACUCAAUAAGCUGUCAAAUAGAGAUGGGUAUUAAGGAAGAGGCAGGAAACUAUCUCUCUGCUCUGAGCAAGCGCUCACUGACUGACAGGCGCUGCGAAGAGAGGAUGGGGCAGCAGGGGGGGUGGAUGACACAGUCAUUCGUAUCUGUCAAUCCGAUUGAAAGGAGGAGCACACAGUCCAAGGAGUUUGUUUUGAUAGGGGAUGGAGGGCAUUUAAUAAUUGAUGUCCUUGAGUUCAGUAGCAGGGAGGGUAAUUGAGCCUGUCUUUGGUGUCCGUCAUAUACUCUCUGUAAACUAUAUGUGUGUGUGUGUGUUUAGAGCUCAGUUGGACCACUGCCUGGCAGACCUCUCACUUCCUGUUCUGGCCCUGGCAGUAACAGGCCUUCUCCUCUCUUCCCGGGACAGGUAGGAUGAGUGAGGAGCGGGCAUACGAAAUACCAAACUCCGUCACACACUCACACACACGCACAUCUCGGCAAGCGCUUCAACCAAAAACCUAAUCCCCUGCAGUAAGAGACGGGGAACAAAACCACUGACAAAACGCUGAUCUCAGGAAAAAAGAACACAAAAAAACACUGAGCCACCUAACUGUCAAGCUGUCGCGGCGCUCCACAUUCAAAUCAAGACAGGUUGAUGUGUGUUUUUAAAAUUUCACAAACAUGUUUGUGUGUACGAGUAAAUCACUGCUUGUAUGUAUCUGUUUGAGGCAGUGUGGAGGUUUGAUCCCGUUAGUCCUUACAGCGGAGCCUUUCCUGGGGUCUUCUGGGUGGAGCUGACAAAGCCCAGUGAUGCCUGGGGGCUCUGUAGGGCACCAGCUAACCCUUGCUUCUGCUGCUCUCCUAGGGUGAAACAUGACUGUAUACAAACUCUGAUGAAAUAUAGAAAGAUCAAUCCAUCUGUGCCAAAAAACAAGCCGAACAAAUGUGAAAAAUAUAACUGUAUAAAAUGUGUAAAUCUUUCAUACAUUGUGUAUAAUUCAAAGUAAUAAAAACAAGAGCAGAAUCUUGACAGUGUGGGUUUGUGGCCAGGCACUGGAGCACAUCAGAUCAAUUUGUUGGCAGGAGAAGCAGAAGUCAUUUUCUCCAGCUUGAAAGUGUCUCUUCAGGUUCAGAUGAUGAUUUGUUAUUGCCAUAAGGCUAGCGUGUUUUCUUUUUUAGUGUAUAAGUACAUUUUACAGCUGUACUGUAAUGAGUUUGUGAUUCAGCGCUUGGCAGCAGCUCAUUAUGACUCAGUCUGCAUUAGAAAAUCAAUCAUGCACCUCUUAGCUGGCUGGCGUAUACAUUUGCCCUCGGGCUUGUGAUCUCCAUCCCUACAUUAAUAUUUUUACGGGCUUAUUCAAAACAAGUAUAUAUUUACAGAGAAAACAGACGACACAACACAUCUGACUUGAUAUGUGGAAAUUGCUGUCCAGAGGUAUACAGAGCAAUAUUUAAGAAGUGAUAAUGAAAUGAAAGAGUGGCUGUGUCCUAUAACUAAAACCUCCUCCUACCUUAGGACGUGUCGCUCCGUGGUCUGGCUGCUGACUGCCAUGCUGGUGGUGUACUCACUGUUUUUUGCUUGGAGAGCCAACCUAGACAUCAGCAGACCAUUACUGCUUGGAGUGGUGAGAUAUAUGAGGCUUGAACUCAUUUUAACACCUUCGCUGUCUGUUUUUGUUGUUUUCAAUGAAAUGCAUUUGUCUAAAGUCAGCAUAAGGGAGAGCUAUGAACAUAAAUUCGUGAAUAUUUGUGUUAAAAUUGUGUUAAAAUUGGUUCACACAGAGAACAGAGAAGAAAAGUGUGCCUUGUGUGCUUGUUUGUGUACACCUCUCCACUGUCUUUUUCCAGGUUGAGCGUUUCUGGCUCCAGAGUGAUGCUGCAGUGUGCGUGUUGGCAGGCCUUGGAUUGAGCCGGACACAUAUGGAGCUGGAGAGAAGGCUGGGCUGUGGGGGGCUGUGGAAAACCUCAGGCUGGGUUCUGACUGUAGGUCUAUUGGCACAUAUGGUGCAGACAAAUCACAGGUGAGAACAACAGUCUGUUACAGUAACAAGAUGAUUAUGCGUGCAUUGAGAGCACAGUGCAAAGUCCUUGAUUUUAAAUAUUUAUUAUCGGUAAAAUUCAGAACAUGUGGAGAAUAUUACCAGCAACUAUAGUGGAUCAACAAAGUGCAGAGCUGAGGAAAGACGAGCAGUGAAAUGGGCUUUCUAUCUUAAAGUGGGUCAGGCCCUGCCCUUACAAUUAUCCUAAUAGGAAGUCACAGCUUUAUUAUUACAGGCAAGUUUAUUUGUAUAGCACCAUUCAUACACAAGGCAAUUCAAAGUGCUUCACAGAUGCAAGGAAAUACAUAAAAAAUUAAAAAGGAGAGAUUAAAACAAUUUAAACUCAAAAUAACAUAAAAUGUAAUCUAAGAUCAUUAAAACAGUUGAAAUUAACGGAACAGCAAAGUAGAAGUUUAUAGGUAUAUACAUCCAAAAUACAACCAAAAGGAUGGAUGAUCAAUAUGAUUGGUCUUCUUUUAACUUUUAAGAUUUGUGUUGACAGUCUCUCAGUGGUAGAGCGGGUUGUCCGUCACUUAAAAGUUUAGGGGUUCAACCCCAGGUCAUUCUUUCCAAAGUGCUGUUAAGCAAGUUACUAAUCCCCAAACUGCCCCCAGUGGCUGUGUUAGUGCUGUGAGAAUGAGCCUAGCUCAUACUGAGGGGUUCUUCUUCACAUAGCAACCUCUCCCUUUAGUGUAUGAAUGUGACAUUGCGUAGGAGGUUUUUGACCUUAUACAAUUUAAAAAAUCUCUGCAGAGCGUUGUAAGUCCUCCAUCUUUUCUCUUAUGCCCUCUGGGUGGCGCUACUAUGCUCCCCCAAGAAAAACACAAAGGUACUCUAACUCAUUUUUCCCCUCUGCGAUGAGGCUACUAAAUGCUGGGAAGUAGCGGAUUGGUGGCCUGUGUUGGAAUUUGGGGUGUUGAAAUUGGGGUCUCAGGAUUGUUUUAGGUCUUAUUGUACUUCUUUUAUCACAUUAUUUCUUAUUGCAUUUUAGUCAUCCCACUGUUGAAUGAACUGCACAUGUAUUUAUUAUCUAGUUGUUUAUUUAUUGCUGAUUUGUGGUGCUGACAGGGGAAUGUUUGGGCCAUAUGCUGCUGUGAAUGUCUGGCAUUUGUUUGUCCCUUGAUCGUUUAAUAACAAGGCGGGUUACUGUGAAGUGAAUUACCCUUCGGGGAUUAAUAAAGUUAUCUGAAUCCAUCCUAUUCAAUUUUCAACAUUUCAAGUCUAAUUCCUUCAGUAUGGAGUUAAAAAACAUCUGUCCAGUUUACCUCUGUUCCACUUUGACUGCUCCAAAGUUUCUGUGAAAAGACAUCAUGUGUCUCCAGGGCUCAGACGCAAAGUUAGUUCGGAAACAUACAUUUUGCAAAGUUAAUUCUACAAGAACUAUAUUUUGUGCUUGAUACCAUCAGUGAAUCUUUACCUCCAUAAUUAUAAUGGCUCCUUUUGCUCUACAGGCAAUUAGUGAUUGCAGCCUCUGAUAAAGGUUGUCUUGAUGUCUCAGCAGUGAACCUCACUGCGUUUAUCGGUAGAAUAAUUUUACUGUACAGUAUGUUAUGAAGGAGUUACACCUGACCAAAAUGUCACCUAAGUUUCUUUGUAAUACUUUUGUUGAGUAAAGCUGAAGUGAAGUAAAAACUCCCCUCUCAUUCUGUUUCCUUCUAAAAUCCUCAUGCAGAAGUUUUCCCUGAGUCAACCUGAUUUGUUUCUCCUCUGCGCUUCGUACUGCAGGUCUGAACUCCACAUGUCAGGUUUUUCUCUGCUCACCCCAUGGUAGGGGCUGAAGAGAGGCACGGUUAGCACAUAGAUUCCACUCACAGAGCUCAGUCUGAGAUGUUAGCUGUCCGAGGAGGCAGAUUACACCGGCGUAGUUGCUGGGGAGUGCCAGACAGCCAUCACUGAGCAGCUUUGAUCAAGGGGAGAGCAUGGCCUGUGCUGUCAGACCCAUCACACCUGUCUCCCCACGAUUAGAUAGGCAGCCACAGCGCUCUGUAGAGGGGAAGGGGCGGGGGCACUGACAACUUACCCUCAGAGCACCUUGAAAGCAUACCUACAAGCAGCGACUCACUCUCAUACACACACUUUUACAGAUCUCACACAUUUCUAAGCAGGGGUAAAGAUGCACUCAAGCCUUUUACAAACUCACACAAACGCAACUUGUGUUUUUCUGAUGUUAAACAGAAUGAUGGUGUUUGUGUUGACAAUUACAGGGAGUGUGACCAAAGCCGAAACAGUGUGGUGGAGAGGUUCGGCAGGGAGCUUCUGGCCUCCGUUCCAAACAACUCGAUCAUCUUGACAAGAGGAGAUCUGCCUGGGAACUCUCUGCGCUACCUUUACUACUGUGAGGGGGUUCGACCUGAUGUGCGUCUGGUGGACCAGGAGGUCAGAGCUUUGAAAUCCCCUCUAUCUUACCUUUGUGGAUUCUCAAAAUGUUCUCAUGAGGUUUUGAUAUUCCACACGCACCCUGAAGAACUAAAAAACAAAAACAACUCAGUAAAAUGUUUCCUGUGAUUCUGGUUCACUUCAGAUAGCAUUACACACCCAGCUCUGUAAAUGAGAAUACAGAGUUUUGCAUCAUUGCAGUGUCAUGAUGCUGCGCUAGGCCAUAUGUUAGACCUACACAGUAUGAGAAAAAUAUGCAAUAAAUGAAAACAAGUUUGACCAAUAUUGAACUAACUAUAUUAAUAGUAGCAUAUGGAUUUUCUAUGAAGUGUGUAUCCUCAGUGCACACUGAAUUAAAGCAGUCUGUUUAAGUUCCUUAAUAAACAAAAAAUGCUGCUGCAAAUUCCAUAAAUAACAAACGUACUUUUAGGGUUUUCAAGUAAGGUGGAUUCAGUUGAAAGGGGAGGAUUUCUUUAUUUUUGUAAAGAAAAAAAGGAGAUUUUGCAAAUUGCAAUAUGGAAAUUAACUCAACACCUCGGCUAAGUUAUGACUUAAUAAAGUCGUACAAAAUACUGGCUCUGGCUUUAUGAGUUCGGUGCGUAUCAUUAGUUUGUACAUCUCCAUGUGUAAACUUUUCUGAUUUAAAUUAAGAAAUAAAAACCAGAACUUUCCAUUCUAGGAAAAAAAUAGAAAUCAAAGCAUAAACAAACCAUUUAAAACCCAAUUACGGAGCAAAAAGCCACUGACAUAGUCAAUAAAUCCUUUUGUUGAAGUGAUUUGUUCACUGGCUGCUAAUUUGACCACUAAUCACAUUGGACACAAAGAAUUGAACCGAGUCUGUGUGGUACUCUUCCUCCUUCCUAGAUGAUGACAUACAGUUGGUAUGUAGCCAAGCUGGCACAGCACCACCCAGGGGUCCACUUCCCCGGCCGCUGGUGGGACCCAGUCCACCCUGAGGAGAAAGACACCUUCGAUCUGGAGCAGUUUCUGUUGCACAACACACAGUGAGUCUCCGAGAUGCAGGCUGAGAGCAGAGAGGAUCAAAGGGCGGUCUGAAAGGAAAAAUAGAGGGCUGUGAAAAGGAGAGAGAGUGAAUUGGGAGGGCAACAAUGGUCCAAAUGAACAAGUGGGGGAUCUAAUGAGGUAGAGAUCGGGGGAAUGGUCCACACAGCGGUAAGUGCAGGGAGAAGAUAAGCUGGUAGAACUGUUGAGGGCACAAAAGGAGUUUGAUGAAGUACAGAAGCCGUCUAAUCUACUUGAUUUGGUUAAACAGUCUCUGGCCGACUCACUGCUGCUCCCUGCUCUCAUCUCUGACUCCUCCAAGAAGAAAUGAGAUCUGGAAAGCGGCUGGGGACCUGUUAAUACCAAGCCCACCAGGGGGCAGUGUUUGCCAGGCCAACAUGCCUGUCUCUCUGUGGGGCAACACUGACCUGUGGGAUAAACCUCCAGGGCCUGAGGCUGGAGGGGAGCAAGGAGACGUUCAGAUGUGAAGAAAUAUUUGUCUACAUGGUGUUUGUGUUUGUCUCAUCAUCAGCUGUCGACUGUGAGGAAAAAGAGGGUUCAUAUUUUCAAAGUAUUUAUUGUUUCUACAGGAGGGAUGUGGUGGCCUGCAUUGGGCUGCCUGAAGGAGACCCUAGCUGGCAGCAGAGUUUCUCUCGUUGGCCCUGGGGAGUGUGCGACUUCCUGGUGCCAGCUCAGAGGCAAUUUCACCCCGAAAGGUGGGCCCAGCGGACCCGCAACAUGUACAAUUGGGUGGAGCUGUAUGGCAGGUGCAUUCACACACACUGACAAUCAUAGUUAUCUCUUUUGUAACCCUUAAACAUUCAUUUGGGGAGUGUUUCUCUCUUUAUAAUAAUAAGUCACAGUUUUUAAGUUAAACUCCAAUUAUACACUCUCACCACAUACUUGGACAUCUCCUCGCCCCUCACCCUUCAUCUCUCUGUGGUUACGAGUCGUCCUCCAUCAGACUGCACAGAGCUCCCCUCAGUGAGGUUGUCCUCUGUUCCUCAUGCUGUGAUCAAGCUCCAUGUGAAUUUAACCAGAGCAAACAUCAGGCCCACAGCCAUUUGAAAUGAGACUGAAGAUGAAAAAUAAUGAGUUUCUUAUUGCAUUUUGUCAAUAACUGUGUCAAAAGUGGAAUUAGUCAAAGCUCCAUAUUCUGUUGCUGUUGCCAGCAGCCCUUCAUUCACUCAGAUAUCCACGGCUGAAUACUGUGACAUUAUUUCCCGCACUCUCACGACAAGCGUGUCCGUCGAUGCCCACAAGCCAAAUAUUAGCUCGGGAGCCCUGCUAAAAUAUUCUUUUGAAGAAGAGGUCAAGUGUUUACAGUCAACAAAGUGAAAAAAGGAGAGAUGUGGUUUUACUGCAUGUCUAAUGUGUUUGCUGGUAUUGUUGCGCAGUCAUUUAAUGUUUAUGCAGCAAACAGCCAUGUUUAGUGUAUCAGAAUCUGCACAGUCAAGUGGGACAAUAUAUUCACAUAAAAAAGCGUUUAUACUAAAUGGAACUAUGUUGGAAAGCCUGAAGCUCUUUUUGAUAAAUGAUGUUUUUUUUUCCUCAUGUGUGACCAGUUUCCAUCCUGCAUCCUGGGAGCAUGUCGCUAAUGAGGAGAUGUGGCAGGCCAGGUACAGUACAGCUUUUAUCAAAGAACAAAAAACAGUGGUUAUCUCUUUGGAGAGGUUGUAUACUUUGCAGAUAAAAAGCUGCGUCACGAUGCAUACCAGCUCGCUAGGACAUCUCCAUAAACCAGUCUUGUGUGGUAGAGCAUCUACAUGUACAUUCUAUUUGGUAUCGGCAUCUACAUAAAUCACUCCAUUGGAGUGAUGCGUCUGUGAGCGUGGAUCUGCAUGGCUCAUCCAUCCAGCACUUAGCCCUGAGCCUGCGUGCUUUGUUUCAGGAUGAAGACGGCUUUCUUUCUGUUUGACCUGGCAGAAAGGAUGCAGGGAGAGGGGAGCGAUCGCCUCUUUGAGCUGUCUUACACCGUGAGUCUGACCCUAACAAACAUGAAAAAACACUAUCGGUUACCUCAGUGGAACCGAUAUAAGAGCUAAACAAGACCUAGUAUGACAUAUUCAGAGGCGUUUGCUUUUAUUUGCGGUCACAUCUGCUUUUAUUUGUGUGUUUUUGUGUGUGUGUGUGUGUGUGUGUGUGUGUGUUUGCCGGACAGCUGUAUAAGGAGAUUGUGGAGGCCCACUCAGACUACCCUCCAAACUGGGACAAGAACUUGGCACUGGCUUGUGAGAGGCUGCUCCGCUCUGGUCAACAGGGCCACAGUCCAGACAGCCUGCUGACCUGCAGCACUCAGCACUUUAGUCUCUACUUAGAGAAGGACCCCACAGAUCCCCAGGCGCCCGCCAUACGCUCGGCCAUUUCUCACCUGCUGAAAGAGAGAGAGAGACUUCGCCGGAGCCGGAGGCCAACCCCUUAACUGGAUCCAAAGAGACCUUCACAGAGCUGAAACACUGAAAGUGUGAGCCCAGUUGAAGUGCUGCACACUGAGAAUGAGUCUGAAUGUGCACUUUCUCGAAGUGUAGUGCGGCAGUCAAGGUUUUAGGUGCUGUUUUGGAUAAGAAGAUGAGGUCAAACGUGCCUUAUGAGCUGUCAUGUAAGAGGAAUGCUGAUACAGACCCACUCGUCUCCAGAAAUCAUCUCAGAGCUCUUGGAGGACAACGAACUUCCCCUCGGCCAUACAUUAUUCUGUGAAGUUGACCGGUAACAGAGUCUGACUUCAGGAGGCCUUAACUGACCCCAAUCAAGCUGUGCGUGCUCCCCUCAAACUCACCCGUUCGAUUGCUUUAUCGUUACAUCGCUGGCCUUUUUCUUCUCUUCCUCUGCUCUCACAGCUUUUAACGUGCUGAUUAUUUUGCCUCAGCCACUGCUCUAGUUCUCUCUUUUUCUCACAUUAGGAUGGCAAGGCCGAGAUUGAGGGAAAACCAAUUUGGGGGCAGAAAUGGGGGAUUAGAGCGGCUGUUUAAUCUAGGACAGACUUGUGCUGUGGCACACAGUCCCCACUCUGCAUAACCAGCCGUACCCACCCACCCACUCACUCACUCACUCACCCACCCCUCUAUCCUUCCAUCAGUCCAUCUUAGAUGGUCCUUUAUAUGUUUAAAACUAAUGGAUUCGAUGAGUGUUUUUGCCUCUCUUCCUUCCUAACGGGAGGGCUGUAAUCUCUCAUGGAUUUAAAUGAAAUGUGAAAUGUCACAAUGCCAGGGACCCUUUUAAAGGUGCGUUUUUGUGUGUCGAUUUGUGAUUGCAUGUGGAUGUGGAUGUGUGUGUGUGUGUGUGUGUAUGUGUAUGUGUGUGUGUGUGUGUGUGUGUGUGUGUGUGUGUGUGUGUGUGAGUGUGAGUGUGUGAACAUGCUUAAAUCUCCACCAGAGAAUUCUCGCUGCUCAACUGCAUAUAAACAUAGUCGAUAAACAGAUCGGCGCACUGGAAAGCAAAGAGCUUUGAUCAGCAUAGAAGGACAAAGUCAUGCAAACUCUAGAGACAAAUGGAGACACGCAAGACCAUCCUCCACCCAGCUCGCAGGAAAAUGGACUUUUAUCCCUGUGAGGGUUACUAAAGAGACAACAUGGCAUGCAAACACUGUGAGCAAAUCAGAGUCACGCGUCUUUGACGCGUUCUCAGGGUCCAAAACCUCAAUUACAGACUGUUUCUGUAAAUACUCAUGAUGAUGUUAAUGAACGUCCUGCCAUGGAAGCUGUUAUUCUGAGGUCAAAGCAGAGUAUGGCCAUAAGCUUUAAAAAACUCUGCUGAAGGAGCCUGCUGUUUGAGAUACUACUGGAAAGCGACGGACAGUUUGUGCACGUGUAGUUUUCUCCGAACGUAAUCUGCCCUCUGUUCGCAGGAAUGGUUAGCGGCUGUCAGCUGGCUGGAUGAUGAGAUUCGACCUGCUGUAGCACAGAUGGUUUGGUUUCUCAUAAAAAAAGGAAAACUGUCACUCUGCUUUCUACUUUUAAAACAUUUUCAAUAAAGAGUGUUUAUUUUGAUGUA